Echinops telfairi (small Madagascar hedgehog) is the source of this 2120-nucleotide messenger RNA. RefSeq lists its product as uncharacterized. The coding region runs from base 419 to 1459 and encodes 346 amino acids. Gene Ontology annotation, molecular function: protein phosphatase inhibitor activity. The record is from RefSeq and is a predicted model, not a curated record. The transcript has 9 exons. Lineage: Eukaryota; Metazoa; Chordata; Mammalia; Afrosoricida; Tenrecidae. Gene Ontology annotation, biological process: regulation of signal transduction.
GGAAUCCCCCGGAGGAGCAACCAGGGGAUUGCCCCGAGGGAACAAGGAGGCGGAGUCAGGAGCUGUGUUGCCCUCCGGCGUAGUCUUGUUUCAAGGUUCUGGGCUCUCCCUGCAUCCGUGGGCAGUCAUUCCCAGUCCUGGUUCCAGCCGGCCUCCCGGAGGGGUCGUAGUCCUUGGUCCAGGGCCCAACCAGCAACCUGGAGGGGUGGCGGGCCACAGUCUUGGGUCCAGCCCAUACCCUGAUGGAUUCAAAAUUCCUGGCCCCGGAACCAACAUAUCCGGAGCACCCAGUCCCUGGUCCAAGGGCGCUGGGGUGUACAGCUUGGCAUGCAAUCCGAAUUCCGGGAUAACUUGCCCGAAUUCCUACAACGCCUAUGAGGAUCCGCCACGGAGCAUUCUCAAAAACAAUAGCUCCAUCAUGAUGCAGAAAUCCCCCAGUGUGGAGAAGAAAAAGUCUCAGCACUGGGAUGAGAUGAACAUCCUGGCCACCUACCACCCUAUUGGCAAAGACUAUGGGCUUAUGAAGGUGGAUGAACCCAGCACCCCCUUUCACAGGCCGCAGGACCCUGAAGAGGACAUGUCCCCCCGGUCUUCCCACAUGGUAACUCCUGAGGCACUGGCAAAGAGGUUCACAAAAAUGGACAAUUUCUGCCCCAAAAUUCUCCAGUAUGGUGUUAACAGAAGCCCAGGGUCUCCAGAAAAAACGUCCAAGCCACACUCCAGUGAUUUUGAGAAGCACCGCAAGGCCCACUAUGAUGAAGGGAAGUUCCUCAAGGCUCUGAAAGGCCCAGCCCUGGCUGCUAUGGACGAUGACAGCCCAGCGGGGAGCAAGAGUAUCAGCAGUAGCUAUGGAGGUGUCUGGCAAGAUUCAGAGCCCAGCUCUGCGGAGAGAGGCCGAGCAGGAGGACUGGCCAGAGGAUCCAAAGAUGAGACUGACUUGGCGGCCAGAAACCACAUCCCGGAAGCCAAGGAUUCUUCCACCACCGGAAAUCCAUCCCCAGCUGUGACCUCUCCUGCACUGACACAGGACCCUCAGCGCAAGGAGUAUUACAGCAAAGGGAGAUACCUGAGGUCCUGCUCCCACCCGGAGCUUGACGGACUGCCUAACAGCUUUUCCAGCUUAGCCUGGGAGACGGAGACUGUAGGAAACACCGAGGUCCGAGUGUUGGGCCACAAGAGACACCUCUUUCAGGAUAACCAGACCUCAGAGAAGUCCCUGAAGAUAAGAGUGACACCAGUAAGGCCGGAUACUACCCUGCCCUCUAAGGACAAGGAGGCCCAACUGGUGUCCGGCUGGUAUCAGUGGUUGAUGACUAAAGACCUGAGCUGGCAAAGUCCAAUGGGCUUAGAUCAAGGAUCUGGAAGCUGCCAGAGUCCCCCAAACUGGAAGCAGCCUAGAUAUGAAACUGCACAGCGCCAGGGGAGCCAGGAGAAGGAAACCAAACCAUGGAAAAUGUAGCCAACUCGGCAUGGGGUGGGGGCUACUCCCCUGCCUUCCCCACACCGGGGGUGCACAAUAAAGACCGAUGAGCAGGAGCCUGCGUGCUGUGAGUUGGGUGCUGGGUGCUCAGCCAGGAGAGGGGAGGCGGGAGGGGAGUUCACACACAGGAAACCGCCAGCGGGGAGAGCAGCCCAGGACGCCAGACUCCAGGACAGGGGCUGUCUCAGGAGCCCAGGGAGGCUUAAGCUGCGGCUGGCCAGACGCACCUGCAAGGACCGAUGUGAUUCAUUUUGUUCCUCCAAUGUCAUUGGUGUCACCCUUUCAUUCUCACCACAACCCUGAAGGUUGGGGCUCUCAUCCCUGGCUUCCAGAUGAGGAAACGGAGAAGCCCGAGGGUUCUGCUGGCUCCGACGCCUCCACCGCUGAAGGAGAAGCAGACCAGGGGCCUGGUGGGAAGGUGACAGCGACUGAUCUCUGAGGGCGGGGCCUGUGGCUUCUCUGAUCUCGGGCGCACCUCGGCCUGGCUCCGCCCCUGCCCCUCCCAGGCCUGCCUAGAAGGGUAGGGUGAGAGCUCUUCCUAGUGCACCCCUUCCCCUUGGGGAAAGAAUUGUGCCCCCAGGCCCUUUGCUGGAGAGGACCCACUCUUCCGACAUCACCAUCUAGAUUUGCAUCUCUCCCU